AGUAAUAGCUAAUAGCUUAUUUUUCAGUUAUCAUGGGAAUGGCAGAUAUUCAUUCCAAACGUUCUCUUACUGUUGCAAUUUUUGCUAUCUUUCUCAUCUUCUACGUAAGCAAAGUAGCUGUAGCCGGGAAAUUAUUUCCUUCCCUAGGGAUGGAUCCCGUACAACUGGGUUUAAGAAAGGAAAAAUUUAGUCAUUUUCGUGUAUAUUGGCACGAUAAUGCCGGUGUCUCGAAUCCGACAACAAUUCAAGUAGCAGGUGCAAAUUCGACACAGGAUUCCAUAACUGGGUUUGGUGCUAUUUUGGUGUUCGACGACGCUCUAACAGAAGGAUCAGAUCCAAGUUCCAAACGUCUUGGACGAGCUCAAGGAACUUAUACUUUAGCUGGCGUUGAUGAACCUGUGGCACUUGUGAAUGCCAAUAUUGUUUUUACAAUUGGGAAAUAUAAUGGCAGUACUUUAGGUAUAAUGGGGAGGAACAUGUUGGUACCAGAAGUUAGAGAACUGAUUAUUAUUGGUGGCACUGGACUCCUUCGAUUCGCACGUGGUUAUGUUGAAGCUCGGACUCAUCUUCUUAGUAUUAUAGCUCGACAAGUUAUUGUUGAGUACAACUUGUAUGUUUAUCAUUAUUGAUGAUCAUAUAUUUUGCUUCUCCUUCUGUUAUGCUAGUUCACUUCCUUAUCUCUGUCAUGUAAGGAUACGAACGCUAUCUAUCCUCUUGUCUCAGUGUUCUUCAUUUUGUUUAUUCUCCAGCUAAAUGUAUGUUUUUUUUGUGGUGUAACACUUAUUUU
Molecule: messenger RNA, 787 nt
Organism: Papaver somniferum (opium poppy)
Lineage: Eukaryota; Viridiplantae; Streptophyta; Magnoliopsida; Ranunculales; Papaveraceae
Product: dirigent protein 2-like
Exons: 1
Coding region: 33-629 (198 amino acids)
Source: RefSeq, a predicted model, not a curated record